Messenger RNA from Drosophila subobscura, 748 nucleotides. It is a transcript of the gene mRpL12, whose product is annotated as 50S ribosomal protein L7/L12. Gene Ontology annotation, cellular component: ribosome; mitochondrial large ribosomal subunit. The transcript is spliced from 2 exons. The record is from RefSeq and is a predicted model, not a curated record. Gene Ontology annotation, molecular function: structural constituent of ribosome. The coding region runs from base 104 to 649 and encodes 181 amino acids. NCBI's taxonomy places the organism in Eukaryota, Metazoa, Arthropoda, Insecta, Diptera, Drosophilidae. Gene Ontology annotation, biological process: translation; mitochondrial transcription.
GUAUAUUGUUGAAAGUAGUGCGGUAUAUUUGAUCGAUAAAUCUUGCUCACAUAACCUGCUGCGGCCAUCAAAAUUCCAUCAGAAAAACACAGAUAUAACCAAAAUGCAGAUCACACGACUUGCCCUUCGUCAAAUCACUCGCCAUAUUCGACUGCAGCGUAUGUACAGCGCAGCGGCCCCGGCAGCGGCUGUCUCGGGAGCUGAAAAACUGGUGUCGCCUCCUCCAGAGGGGGCUGCCAAGCCACCCAAUCCGAAGUUGGACAGCAUUGUCAACAACAUUGCUGCUCUGAAUCUGCUGGAGGUCGCUGAGCUGAGCAGCCUGCUGAAACAGAAACUUAACCUGCCAGAGACAGCCUUUGCCCCACAGUUUGCGGCAGGACCGGCACGUGCAGCCGCCGACGACGAGGAGGAAGCGGCGCCCAAGAAGGUGCAGACCUCCUUCACCGUGAAACUGGUCAAGUUUGACGACAAACAGAAGGUGGCGCUCAUCAAGGAGGUGAAGAAUCUGCUGGAGGGCAUGAACCUGGUGCAGGCCAAGAAGUUUGUGGAAAGUGCACCCACCGUCGUGAAGCAGGACAUACCCAAGGAGGAGGCCGAGAAGCUGAAGGAGGCGUUGUCCAAGGCUGGUGCCAUUAUUGAAAUUGAAUAGGUUAAUGGACGUUUUGCUUUUUCUAUUGUGCGUUUAGCUGCUAGUUAUUGUUUUAAUAAAAGUCCCAAGCAGGCCAGGCAACAUUUGCUGUAAACUUAA